Messenger RNA from Bubalus bubalis (water buffalo), 471 nucleotides. RefSeq names its product transcription factor HES-3-like. The transcript has a single exon. The annotation marks the transcript as partial. The record is from RefSeq and is a predicted model, not a curated record. NCBI's taxonomy places the organism in Eukaryota, Metazoa, Chordata, Mammalia, Artiodactyla, Bovidae.
CACCUCCCUUGUUCUCCCCUCCUUUCCACAUUUCUCUCGUCCGCUGCCCUCCCCCUAGGGCUCUGGCCGGUCCCCAGCGGAGCUGAGUACCCGUCGGGCUUCCGCGGCUGUCUGCCCGGCGUUAGCCAGCUUCUGCGGCGCGGAGAGGAGGGCGGCGCCGGUCUGCACGGCCCGCUGGUGCACGAGCGCGGGGGCGGCAGUACCAUGGACAGCGCCAGUCCCGGCCCCGAGGCGCCCGCGCGGUGCGGCCCCUGCGCGCCCCCAAUUUGGGCCCCUGCUCCGGCCGCCGGCGGAUCGCGGUCCCCGCCACCCCGGCGCCUCCUCUCUGGCGGUUUCCCCGGCGCCUCCACCAGCAUCCCGGCCCCGCAGUCGACUUCUCGCCGCUUCGCGGAGAGCCCGGAGACGGGGCUGCGCUUGUGGCGACCCUGGUGAGGCUCAGAUGCGGCCUCGGACUCAAGGGGACCCUCGUCU